This is a messenger RNA of Clonostachys rhizophaga, 1746 nucleotides long. Lineage: Eukaryota; Fungi; Ascomycota; Sordariomycetes; Hypocreales; Bionectriaceae. The record is from the annotation of a GenBank genome assembly.
AUGUCUGCUUUUAACGUUGACUCCGCCAAAGUCUUACUGCGAGAUGUCGUCGCGCCGCAGCAUCCUCUAGCAGCGCAGGCAUUAAUUCUCCCAAAGGGACACCAAAAACGCCCUGGGUGCCGCCCUCUUCCAAGUAAUAUUGUGCUUGAACGAGAUCAAGUCCUCACUCUCCGGGAUGGGACCAAGAUCUUUGCCGACAUCUACCGCCCCGAGACUGACCAGAACACCAAAGUCCCUGCCAUUGUCAUGUGGUCGCCUUAUGGCAAGAGCAGCACGGGGCUAAUCGUGUUAAGCACGGUGUUGCCUUUUCAAGCUGCUAUACCGGACAGCCAGCUUUCAGGUUAUGAAAGCUUUGAAGGUCUUGAUCCAGCAGAAUGGGUGCCAAGGGGAUACGCCAUUGUCAACGUCGAUGCUCGAGGUUCGAACCACUCCGAAGGCAACAUGAGGUGGUUCGGAUCCGCAGAGGGCCGAGAUGGACACGAUGCCAUUGAAGAGAUUGCAAAGCUGGAUUGGUGCAAUGGGAAAGUCGGGAUGGCUGGCAACUCAUGGCUUGCCGUGGCGCAAUAUUACAUUGCGGCAGAAAAGCCGGCUCAUCUCGCAUGCAUUGCGCCUCUGGAAGGAUUCAGCGACCCUGCCAGAGAGAUGGCACUGCGAGGGGGUAUCCCUCACACGUCCUUUUCCAAGACCAUCGCCAACACGCUCACAGUGUUGACCGUUCUAGGGACGCAAAAGCAAGAGGAUCUAAUUGCAAUGGUCCAGGACUUCAACAACUUCAAAGACUACUUCGAGGACAAGCGGGUCGAAUUUAGCAAGAUAGAUAUACCUGCGUACAUUGGCGCUAGCUAUUCAACGGACAUCCACGCCAUUGGAUCCUUGCGGGCGUUUGAGGAGAUUCAGCAUGACAAGAAAUGGAUCGUCCUACAUGCUUCCCAGGAAUGGUUCGACCUUUAUUCGGUCGAUCGCACAAAAGACUUGUCGCGGUUCUUCGACUACUACUUGAAAGGGAGUGCGAACGAUUGGUUGGAAACAAAACCUGCCCGCGUCGCACUCUUACGCUACCCCCAGCCGGCUCUACUUGACCAGGAGUUUGAGGACCUCCCCUGGCAUCUUCCGUCUACCUCUAAGCAGCAACUUUUUCUAGAUUCGCAAGGCGGUCUCUGUGUAUCUAAUCCUGCCGAGAGCAGCACGCAGAGUUACCACGCGGAAUUGUCUGAGGCCCUGGAGUUUAGCUACAGGUUCCCGUCGAGAACUGUCAUUAUAGGCCCGCCCACUUUGACCGUCCAUAUUGCUUCGCCUGGCUUUGAGGAUCUGGAUGUCUACGCCCAUAUCUUCAAGGCUGAUGCGAAGGGGAACAUCCUGACAUAUAUGAAUAUCCCAAUCUCUCACGACGAGGCAGCUAGUCCACUGACUGAAAACAAGUUGUUCCGAUACCGUGGCCCAACAGGCUGCCUCAGAGCAUCUCGCCGGCACGUCUCCCCUCAAGGAUCGGGUAAGAUUUGGCACACGCUAUCUUUCUCCCGACUGGAGCCUAUCAAACCGGGGGAUAUUGUCAAGUUGGAUAUCCAGAUGUGGCCUACUGGGAUUGUCUAUGAAGAAGGAGAACAGUUAAUCCUCAAGAUCAGUGGAAAGUAUAUUGGGCUUCCAGCCAAUCCAGGUCUAGAACCUGAAGCUAGUGCAAACGUGGGUCAACAUGUUGUGUAUACUGGCGGAGAGUUUGCAAGUUCCCUGCAAUUCUAUACGCUGUAG